Molecule: messenger RNA, 2944 nt
Organism: Anarrhichthys ocellatus (wolf-eel)
Lineage: Eukaryota; Metazoa; Chordata; Actinopteri; Perciformes; Anarhichadidae
Gene: neurl1b
Product: neuralized E3 ubiquitin protein ligase 1B
Exons: 6
Coding region: 251-1975 (574 amino acids)
Biological process (GO): ubiquitin-dependent endocytosis
Cellular component (GO): early endosome
Molecular function (GO): ubiquitin protein ligase activity
Source: RefSeq, a predicted model, not a curated record
UCCACUAAAGAAAGGAGGGGGCUGCUGUGCACCAGUCGGAGGUGUCAGCCUGUCGCAGCGGCUUGGGGCUGACAUUAAGAAGAGCGCGUCCAUGCUUCAGCGGGGAGAUCCGUCGCAAUUUCGAAGGUGCUGAUACUCCGACUGAACUGGUUCCAGGCAGAUACACAUCAGACCGAGGAUACAUGGAUGGACGGAGACAUAGUGCAAUCAGAAUUAACUUGUCAGCCGGUGCGAGGAAUCUCUGGAUGCAAUGGGGAAUACGACACCCAAACCUUUAAUAGAUGCAACUCUGCAACCCCGUCCGGUGGCCAGCAGGCAGUACUACAAUCUUCCGAACAAUGGGGCCGGAGUGGAGAGGAGAACGUCUGCUGCUCCGGUCAGCAUCAACAUGGAGUCACCUCGCUUUCACCCCCACGCCAAAGGCAAGAACAUCAGGCUGGAUGGGCAGCUUCGCCGUGCCACACGCAAGAACAGCUUCUGUAAUGGCAUCACUUUCAGCCACAGGCCUGUCCACCUCUAUGAGAAGGUGCGUCUUCGCCUGAGUGGUGUGCACACUGGCUGGAGUGGAGCUCUACGCUUUGGUUUCACCAGUUUGGACCCCAGCGAAUUGGUCGCUACAGACAUCCCCAAGUACGCUUGUCCAGACUUGGUAACACGGCACGGCUACUGGGCCAAAGCUCUGCCUGAGAGACUGGCCUUGAGGGACAACGUGCUGUCAUUCUGGGCUGAUCGUCAUGGAAGAGUUUUCUACAGCAUCAACGAAGGAGAGCCCAUCCUCUUCCACUGUGGGCUCAGCAUCGGCUGUCCACUCUGGGCCAUCAUAGAUAUCUAUGGCAUCACUCAGGAGGUCACACUGCUUGAAAGCACGUUUGCUGAGAGUGUGGGAUCCAGCUGCCUGAGUGCGGCCCGCCUGAGUGCCUAUCUGCCCCAGAGCAGCCACGACUCAGCCAAUUACAGCAACAAUCAACUGGAGAACAACCAGGCUGCUGCUGCCAAGAUGGCCAACCUCCAGAUCAAUAACUACACACAGCUCACCCCCUGCUGCUCCUCCACCUCUUCCUCCUCCACACUGUCCUCAUCUGCCUCCACUGGAUUCAGCACCCCUAGGGUGGUCCGGGGUCUUCCUUCUCCGCUUGACAAUGACUUGCACUUUCACCCCGUCCGCGGCUCUGACGUAAUACUCUCUGCAGACCGCUCGGCCGCCUGCAUCCACUUUCUGGACAGCAGUCGGACUCUGGUAUUCAGUGACCGGCCGCUGCAUGUAGGUGAGACUUUGUACGUGGAAGUCGGCCACCUGGGCCUACCCUACUUUGGGGCGCUGUUGUUUGGUUUAACAUCCUGUGACCCGUCUAGUCUACAUGCCGGGGACUUACCGGCAGACCCUGAAGUUCUCCUGGACCGUAAAGAGUAUUGGGUAGUGCAUCGGGGCUUCCCCAUGCCUUGCUCUGGGGACGUGCUCAGCUUCAGUCUGCUGCCCAGCGGAGAGGUGCACCACGGGGUGAACGGAGUGGGACGUGGCAGGCUGCUCUGUGUGGACUCCUCUCAGGUCCUGUGGGCCUUUUUCAGCCUGCAUGGGGCUGUCAACAGACUCAGGAUACUAGGAACUCUGCAGUGCAGUCCUCCCUCCACAUCUCCCAGCACUUCUCAGAGCAGCAGUCCAGACGACAGUGACUCAGACCUGGCGUUCAGUGUCAACAGAUCCUCCUCUGCCUCUGAAUCUUCUCUGGUGACUGCUCCCAGCUCCCCUCUCAGUCCCCUUGUCUCUCCCACUCUCACCGCCUCAGAACUGCCCUCUGCUGGUAAAAACGGAGAAUGCUCCAUUUGCUUCGACCAGGACGUGGACACGGUCAUCUACACCUGUGGACACAUGUGUCUGUGCAAUGACUGCGGGCUUAAGCUGAAGAGACAGAUCAAUGCGUGCUGUCCGAUAUGCAGGAGGCCUAUCAAAGAUGUAAUCAAAACGUAUCGGCCGUGAACGUCCAGAUGUUUUACACAAACAGGUGACAUGACUUUCCCUGCUGGAUGCCACCUGCGUCCCCUUCUCAGGCUUGGUUGGACAGGGCUCUUGGUCCCGAUCGGAGAUUAGCCACACCAGAACAUUAUUGUGCCUAUAUUUCCAUUGAAUCAUUUCUGGAGAUGCUCUUCGUAUGCAGAGCUAUGAUGGAGCUCAUCUUAUUACAUGGACUGAUGCAUGAGCUCCUUUGUUUUGUCUGAAAAAGAAGAGCUGUCUCAUGUGCUCCUGUUUUGUAUUUUCAAUGUGAUGUCUCUUACGUCACAUGUAUUUGCUGAAUAUCCUGCUGUCAAUAUUUUGUCCUUAACCGAUAUUGUCCUAAAUGUAUGUGUGCUUCAGCAGAAUAUGUGGACCGUAGUGACUUAUAGUGCCUUAGAUCUUUGUCACAUAGUGUGUCCAAGUAAUCAUGCUAACAAUCCUAGCCAUAUUUUCAAUGUACAGUAAUGAAAGCUUGUGGCGAAAAAGACACGCAGAUACAGAAUACAUGCAAUAAAAGGUGUAAUGGUAAGUGGAAAGAUGUAAGUGUAUGGUAAAUGUGUUCAAUGGCUUGCUUUAAGAAAAGACAUAUCUGGAUUUGCACUUUGAGAGAUUAAUAAACGUGGACUAAGUAUGAUUAAAAUGUGUGUAGUUUAAUUAAUAAGACUUCAUUUAAUAACAUUCCAAGGACCAGUGAGUAGGAGUUAGUGACAUCUAGUGGUGAGGUUGAAGAUAGCAACAAACUUACUACCCCUGCGAUCGCCUCUCCUUUUCUAAGAGUGUUGCAGAACUGCGAUGGCCCUCAGGUAAUGUAACAAUGUGAAAGACUCAUCUAGAGCCAGUUUGGUUUGUCCAUUCUAGGCUACUGUAGAAACACGGCCAUGCAACAUGAUGGACUGCAGGAAGAGGACUGGCUCCCUAUGUAGGUAUGAAGGUCUCAUUCUAAGAUAACAAAAA